Prunus avium (sweet cherry) is the source of this 5872-nucleotide messenger RNA. It is a transcript of the gene GMI1, whose product is annotated as gamma-irradiation and mitomycin c induced 1. NCBI's taxonomy places the organism in Eukaryota, Viridiplantae, Streptophyta, Magnoliopsida, Rosales, Rosaceae. The record is from RefSeq and is a predicted model, not a curated record.
AAAGCAUUCGCUGUGUGCUAGCCUAUAGGCUAUAGCGAAGCGGGGAGGAGAAGACGGUUCAUUUCUCUACUGUCUACUCUCGCUGCUCUCACACUCAACAGUCGAACUUCGCUUUCUCUUCCCAUUUCUUUUCUUUCUACAAAAUACAACCUUUCUUUUUUGCUCUCUGAAAACCCUGAAAGUUUUGCUUCACUGCGUGAGCUCCACGCAAGAGGCGUCUCCAUACGAAAACAGAGUCUCAGAGUUUCAAAGCAAUGCUGCAGCGGACCAAAAAGAGCCAAAUGCUUGAAGAUCAUGGUGAUAAGGACAGGGAAUAUAGAUUCAAGAUCCUAUUACCAAAUGGCACAAGCGUUUGUUUGACAUUUCAAAAUCCUAAGCCCACAAUGCCAUUUGGAGAUUUCAUUCAAAGGCUGGAAGAGGAAUACUCUCUCACUUAUAGACAAUUCAGCUCAGGGAAGCGGAAAAGGGAUAUUGAUUGGAAAAGUGGUCGCUUAUUUCUUGAAGAUGCCAAUGAUAGGAAAAUAAGAGGUGAAAUGAAUUUCAAGAACUUCAAGCCACAUGAGUGUCAUAUUCUAAAGCUUCAUGAUGGUUCCCAUGAGAGUGCUUAUACUUUUGAGAAUAUGUGGGAUCUGACACCUGUUACUGAUAUACUAAAAGAAUUACCAGAAGAGUACACAUUUGAGACUGCUCUGGCAGAUUUGAUUGAUAACUCCCUCCAAGCUGUUUGGGCAAAUGACAGGAGACAUAAGAAACUUAUAAGUGUGGAUGUGGCUGAUGAUGUGAUUUCAAUUUUUGAUACUGGCCCUGGGAUGGAUGGAAGCGAUGAAAAUUCUAUAGUGAAGUGGGGAAAGAUGGGUGCUUCACUUCACAGAUCUUUAAGAGAACAGGCGAUAGGGGGCAGACCUCCGUACUUAAUGCCAUUUUUUGGAAUGUUUGGUUAUGGAGGACCUUUAGCAUCUAUGCAAUUAGGGAGGCAUGCAUUAGUUUCUUCCAAGACAAAGGACUCCAGGAAAGUGUAUACAUUGCAUCUUGACAGAGAGGCUUUACUCACAGGGUCAAACUCUAAUAUUCAAAAGAAAAGAAGAGGGUCAGACUCUGAUUCUAAUUGGAAGACUGAUGGUGGUAUGAGGGAUCCUUUAGAAGAUGAAAUUAGCAAAACUCCACAUGGAAGCUUUACUAAGGUUGAAAUUUUUAAACCUAAAUCGAAAUUGGACAUAUCUCAACUCCAAUGCAAGCUGAAGGAUAUAUAUUUCCCAUAUGUUCAGUGUGAUGAAGAAUCCAAAUCAGGGAAGACCAUAACACCAGUAAACUUUGAGGUUAAUGGUGUUGAUUUAGCCGAGAUUGAAGGUGGGGAAAUUGCAAUUACAAAUGUUCAUUCAUGCAAUGGUCCUGAUUUUGUUCUACAGCUUCAUUUCUCCUGUAAACAAGACAGUAUGACUAAAUCUCCCGAUUCGAAAGCAUAUAUACAAGCAAAUGCUCGCCUUAAGUGUGUCUAUUUUCCCAUGGUUGAGGGAAAAGAGAAUAUUGAGAAAAUUUUGGAGAGGUUAGAAUCUGAUGGAUGCGGAACCUCAGAAAACUUUGAAACCUAUAGUCGUGUCUCUAUUCGGAGGCUUGGUCGCCUACUUCCAGAUGCUCGUUGGGCCCGGCUUCCAUUCAUGGAAUUCAAGCAAAAAAAAGGAGAUAAGGCAGACUUGUUGAAAAUAUGUUGUUUGAGAGUUAAAUGCUUUAUCGAGACUGACGCUGGUUUCAAUCCAACACCAUCUAAGACCAAUCUAGCACACCAUAGUCCUUUUACCACUUCACUGAGGAACUUAGGCAAUCAGCCUUUUGAGAAUGAAAAAGAUGUCAGAAUUAAAAUAUAUAGAGAUGGAAACCAAUUAACUCUUUCUCAACUAAAGAAGGAGUAUGAGGAUUGGAUUCUUCAAAUGCAUGAGCGAUAUGAUGAUGAAGCUCACUGUGGUGAAGAUCAACCUGUUCUUGUUGUCAGUCCUGCAAACAAAAAGGCACUUCGCAUUUCAUCCGAAGUUGCAAGGGUUCAUAAAUCUCUAAAGAGGAAAGGAGUGACCUGGAAAUGUGGCCAGAAAAUCAAACUUUUUAGGGGAGCAUGUGCUGGGGUUCAUAACAACAAUGUCUAUGCCACAAUUGAGUAUUUUUUGCUUGAAGGUCUCGAAGGUGACCCUGGUGGGGGGGCUCGAAUUAUUUGCAGGCCAUUAAGUCUGUCAGUUGACAAGGGAUGCAUCCUUAAAAUAAAUGACGGGGAUACCAGUUUAGAUAUUCGUGACUCCUUAUCUGUACCUGUCAGUGUGAUUGAUUCUGGGAAGUGUGUAGCUGUUGAAAGUAAUGAAUGGGAUAACCAGCUCGAGAAACAACGCCAGAAAUCUCCUUCUACAAUUGAUCUGCUGGAUGCAGAAGAAUGUCAGGAGUUGGGGGUUGAUGGGGCAUUGCCUGUGGAUGCCCCAGCUGGAAAAGUUCCUCCAGAAGUAAUUGUGGCUGUUGUUCGUCCUGCCAGUUAUGUCUCUUCUUGUGCGUCAAAGACCCUUGACCAGAAGUAUAUUGCUAGAACUAAUUUAAAAAUGUCUAUGGAAGUUAAGUUCAGAAGUGAUGCUGAGAGUCUUCGAAAUUUUUGCGACAUUUCGGCAUGCACAGUACCUGAGCCACUUAAAGGAAUUCAAGGGUUAUAUAUCUUUCCACUUAAAUCCAAGUACCCAGCUUUGUUUCAAACUUCUGGUGUCUAUACAUUUUCAUUCCAUCUGACUGAGUCAAAUUGUAAGCAUGUUGAGAAAAGGGUAUUGAUCAAGCAAGCUCCAAUAGUGGAGUAUAAAGAGAUCCAAUUCACUUGUCCAAAGGGAAAGGCUCCUGUAAUUGGGACUCCAAAAGUGGAGUUUGAUGAGAUUCAGGUUCAGUCUUCGCAUGGCAAGGUUUUGCCUCUCCAGGAUUCCUCUUCAAUUCAGCAAGUAGGAAACUUAAUGGUUCCUGUAAUGAAAGCUCCAAAAGUGGAGUAUGAUGAGAGUCCAAUCCCUUGCCCAAAUGAAAAGAUUUUUCUUCUCCAAGAUUCAUCUUCCCUUCCACAAGCACAAAACUUGGAGGCAUCAAAUGUGAAUAAGGAGAAGGAAUUGGAGAAACACCUUCACCGAAGUGGAAUGCAGAUUGGAGAUAUGGAAAAAAAUUUGGAUGCGCUUAAUAAGGAGAAGGCAGUAAUUGAGCAAGAUAUAUAUGUUUUGCAAGCUUCUGUUGAACGUUGCAAUUCAGAUUACUGUUCCAUGAAAGCAGAAUUGAAACACCGCAUAGAAAGCAUGAGCCACACUGCAGCUUCUACACUCCUCAACCUUUUAAGAGUUCCAUCCCAAGAGUUGGGCAAUGAUUUCAUGGGAGGCAUGAUCGGUUUGGUGGCUUUACUUGGUAGUACUGGGAGCAGUGAGCUUAGCAGGAUAUUAUCUGAGUACUUGGGUGAAGAUCAAAUGCUUGCUGUUGUCUGUAGAUCCUUUGCAGCUGCUGUUGCUCUUGAGAAGUAUGAACACAAUGGGGAAGUUGAUUCUAGGCAUGCUCUUUAUGCAGCAGCAGCUAAGCUUGGGAGAUCCAUAAAUGGCCGGUUUCUUGUUAUAGGCCUUGAUGAUAUACGGCCUUACACAGGUGAUUUUGAUGGUAGUGACCCUCAAAGGAAGCUGGGCUUGCCAUAUCCUAUCUUGCCAAGUGGAAAUACUCCGGAUGGUUUCUUGGGGUAUGCAGUUAAUAUGGUUGACCUGGAUGAGCAUCAUUUACACAUGACGACAGCUGCAGGCCAUGGUCUUCGGCAGACAUUGUUUUAUUUUCUUUUUGGGGAACUCCAUGUUUAUAAAACUAGGCAAGACAUGUUAGCUGCUCGUGCUUGUAUCAAACAUGGUGCUAUAUCUCUGGAUGGUGGGAUUUUAAGACAAACAGGAGCAGUUUCUCUUGGAUAUGGGAAUCCUGAAAUCUGUUUUCCUGUCUUGCGGAGUGUUGCGGUAAUGAAGAAGAAGAUUGAAAUAUACAAGGAAACGAUGAGCGCGGUCAUUGCUGCCAUAGAAGAAUUUACCGAAGACCAUCAGAAAGCGUUAAAGAAAUUCCACAAGAAAAACAAGAAGUGGCACGAGCUCGCAACAGUGAAGGAGCGUCGGCUUAUUAAGACUACCUACUCUCGCACGCACGGGCACGGCAUCGUGGGCUUCGAACCACACACCACUAACCUUUAUGCCAACAACUCUAUUCGUAAUCUAGUUUCCAGACCCUUAGAUCAUGUGGGUCUAACCAUAAUUCUUAAUAACCAGGGAGACCAGCUGGAGUUGGAGAGAGGCAUACAGAGUGAGAGAGCGGGUGAGAAAAGAACCAGAAAGAUGUUCCAACCAAACAACCAGAUUUCAGAUCAUACAAAGUCAUUAUCUAUUCAAGAUUCAACAGCAUUGAUGCAAAUGGACGAAAAAGAAACUAGUCCAGUUGUGAAGGAUGGGAUGCAAAAUGGAGGAUUCGCGCAAGCAGAAUCCAUCAUCUACUACACUAAGAAACUUCAAGAUGAUUUACAAAUGAUGGGGAUGAAAAUUAAACAGCAUGAAGACAACAUAAAACUUCUGAAGUCUCAGAGAAACAAAUUAGAUGACUCUAUUCUCGAUUUGCAAGUUAUUCUAGGGAAGUAUCAUACCUCAACUGCAUCUAAAAUCGAAAAUGAAGACCAUUCCCUCUGUAAAAGUGAGGAGGAAACAACUAAAAAGAUUCUUCAGCGUGAGAAGUCUGCUGCAGGCAUUCUAUGGCAGUUGAAAACUCGUCAUGGUACUCAGGCUGCCCAUCUUACCUUGACGAAGGAUGUCCUUGGUAUUGUUGCAAUGCUUGGCAAAGUAGAGGAUGAUAAUCUUAGCAGGCUUUUAUCAGAAUACUUAGGAGUCGAUACUAUGUUGUCAAUUGUCUGUAAGACUUUUGAAGGUGUCAAAGCUUUAGAAACGUAUGACAAUGAAGGCUGCAUAAAGAAAAGUUCUGGUCUUCAUGGGCUUGGUGCUUCUAUUGGAAGGACAUUAGAAGGCCGGUUUCUGGUCAUUUGUCUUGAUAAUUUAAGACCAUAUGCUGGUGAAUUUGUACCUGAUGACCCACAGAGGAGGCUUGAUCUUCUGAAGCCAAGGUUACCUAAUGGGGAAUGCCCACCCGGUUUUCUUGGUUAUGCUGUAAAUAUGAUCCAUGUGGAUAGCACAAGCUUAUUUUGUGUCACAGCUAGUGGGCAUGGCCUGAGAGAGACUCUAUUUUAUAACCUCUUCUGUCGCUUGCAAGUAUAUAAAACAAGGGCAGAUAUGGUUCCUGCACUUCCUUGUAUAAGUGAUGGAGCCAUUUCUUUAGAUGGCGGGAUGAUUAGGUCAACUGGUGUGUUUUCUCUUGGCAACCGGGAAGAUGUAGAUGUGAGAUUUCCUAAACUGUCAGUGACAUCAAGCCUACCCGAAACCUAUCUUGAUUCUGAAAGACAAAUCAAUGAGUUGAAGUGGAAAAAAGAAAAAAUGCAGGAAGAUAUGAAGAGAGAACAAGCAUUAUUGGACAACGCAAAGUUCAAUUUUGACAGAAAGAAGCAAGAUUUUCUGAAAUUCCUGGCUGAUAGCUCAUCAUAUGCAACUCAGCAUCAAUUUCAGGCAGCAGCACAAAGCAGAGUGACCUCAAGGUGAGAACUGACGAGUACACGAGGCACCAGCAGACCAUAUAGAAGGGAAGGGAGAGCCUUGAGCACUUUGCUUGGUUGAGCGUCUGGCUGAGAGAGUCAUGUUUUAUCUCUGUUUUAUGAAGCCAGAAAAUUGUAGUGGGAAAAACAGAGAUGCAUUUUGCUGAGUUAAGUGAGGGGCUCGUGUUGUUCAAGUUUGGGCUUUGUAGAAGCAGAAUUAAGAUUUAA